Propithecus coquereli (Coquerel's sifaka) is the source of this 575-nucleotide messenger RNA. RefSeq names its product chromosome unknown open reading frame, human C5orf49 (gene CFAP90). Lineage: Eukaryota; Metazoa; Chordata; Mammalia; Primates; Indriidae. The transcript is spliced from 3 exons. The record is from RefSeq and is a predicted model, not a curated record. The coding region runs from base 86 to 529 and encodes 147 amino acids.
CGGGAGCAGAGCGCGGGCGGACUCGGACUGGGCCCCGGGCGGGCGGGACAGACCGCGGCGCGGCCGGAGCGCUGGGCCGGCGCGCAUGGAGGACGACGAGGAGGAGAUCACUGCAGCCACGCUGCGGGACAAGACCCGGCCGCCGCCCAUCUCGGCGCUGUCGGCCUUCAGCUACAUCCCGCCGCGGCGCCUGGACCCCAAGGAGCACAGCUACUACUACCGCCAGGGCCAGACAGGAGUUGUUUCCCUCUAUGACUGCGUUUUUCAGAGGAACUUAGAUUAUGAUCAGAGGUUGCACCGAGAUGACAGAGAACACGCAAAAAGCCUGGGACUUCGUGUUAACGAAGAGGAGCAGGAAAGGCCCGUGGGCGUGCUGACGUCUUCUGUCUACGGGAGGCGCAUCCAUCAGCCCGUUGAGCCGCAGAACCGGGACCACCGCCGCGCCAAUCACGUGCGGGCCGACUUCUACCGGAAGAACGACAUCCCCAGCCUCAAGCCGCCCGGCUUUGGGUACAUUGGGCCAGCCUGAAGCGAUCCCUGUGGCCCGCAGGGCAUGUCAGGUGCCCCCUGGCAAG